AUGAGCGAUUUGAAAAUCACUCACUGGGACGUGAAUACUGACGGCGUAUUCUCCGAAGGAAAGUUGAAGGAAAAGCUGGAAAAGGAAGGAUUCACGGUCAUACCCUACACCUUCUCUCCUGGGACCGUGUUCCCCGACCACACACAUUCGGUCGACAAGAAGGACGGAAUCACCGCGGGCGAGUUCUCCUUUACUAUGAACGGGAAAACUGUGGUUCUCUCUGCUGGCGACACAAUUUUUGUUCCAAGGAAUACUGUCCACGCCGCUCAUGUUGUCGGAAGCAAAGAUAGUUUCAGCGCAGGAAAUGUUUUUGGAGCACACACCCAUGAUGUCGACAAGAUGGAUGUCGUUGUUGACGGUGAACUCGAGUUUUCUAUGUAUGGCAAAUCGAUAAUUUUGAAGGCAGGAGAUGCGCUGGAAGUUCCCAAAGAUGUACCUCAUUCGGCAAAAGUUCGUGGUAACAAGGCGCUCGAAUUUUUCGAUGCCACAAAGUUGUAG
Messenger RNA from Hydatigera taeniaeformis, 498 nucleotides. Lineage: Eukaryota; Metazoa; Platyhelminthes; Cestoda; Cyclophyllidea; Taeniidae. The record is from the annotation of a GenBank genome assembly.